GCUUUCUAAACUGUCCUCGCAUUGUCUUCAAAAGGCUAUCACAGGGGUUGUUCCUUUACUUUGUCCCAGUGUGCGACCAACUCUAUUUCGAAUUUUUUGGAAUUGAAUUCGCUACAUCGCGGAACUAUUAAUCUCUUCUAUAGUUGAUUUGUGGAUUAAAGUGUUUCGAUAUCUGUCACGAAAAGCGGAUUAUUUUUCAUGUAAAAUCGGAGGAAUUACCCCUUUACCGAGUCUGUCCCGCUGGGCAGUUUGUCAUACGAGGAUAGGAGGUCAAAAACAAGUAAAAAGUGAUCAAAUUUUUUCUUUCUAAUUUGCAAUAUAUUUGAAGGGGCGUUAUUUAGCAAAGGAAUCACGAAUAUUUUCUCGUACAUCGUUUACAAUCUAUGUGUCAGUCAUAUGGUUAUUGCCGGAGGAAAGCCAUGUAUACGUAACAAGUGCGCAAGCCACAUAGAUAAUGGUGAUACAUAAAUGAAAACACGUUGGGGAUUACGAAAAAUGCCUAUUCCUUCAAAUUCAAACUGACGACUUGUUAAAACGAUAUAUGUUGAUUCCUAGUUAAGAAAUUCGCCAAACGACAAUGGCACUGUAACUGACGUCGUAAUACAAAAGUGUACAGAAGUAUACAGUCAGUACACAACACCUCUGUUUUUAUCUAUGAGCAAUCGAAGAAGGUGUCCAGUGCGGAGAGCGUCAGGUUAUAGAGAGUAAUGCGCUAAACUUCUGCAUAAAUUUUCUCUCAGUGUGUUUGUACCUUUUGGCGCGCAUGCUAUCCUUCCAGAACUCCCAUCGUCUGCAAGUGACACUAGAAAAUUCCUGCAGGAUGCGAAGCCAGUAAAUAUAAUUUUUCGACCAGUGGUCGCGCGUCAUAUGAUUGCAUAAUUAGCUAGAGAAAAUUUCAUCGGUUUUUAAUUGUGUGGAAACUUUCGGAUUCCCACUCUAUUCUGCACUGUGAUUCUUCAUUUGGGACAACUGAUUUUAAUCGGAGUACUUUAAAAGAAGGGGAAAAAACUUGGUGCUGAUUUGUUGAAGUCGAAAUUAGUCAAUUUCUAGUAGGAGUUAAAAGGAAUUGCCUGGAAUAUGAAUAAACAUUCGGACUUUUUCUUCGAAAAAAGAUGCAUGCAUGUGAAAAAUGCCAAAUUUUAAGCCCAUAACUUUAGGGAUCAUCAGUUUUGUACUCUUUGGAAUUUCCUCAUCCGCUGCUUACUUUGGGUUAACAUCGACUGAAGUGUUAACCCUAACUCUGGAUCACCCAGCAUUCCGAGACAAUCGCAACUCUGGAGUCUCUCGAACUUUUUCUCCCUCAAAGUUAUGUGAAAUGAUGAAGCUCUAUCGGAAACAAAAGAAAAUGUGUCGUAGAGGACGAGGGACUGCGCAAGCGUUGAUGGAAGCUAUUCAGACUUCCGUUCUUGAAUGUCAGUACCAAUUUCAGAAUGAGAGAUGGAAUUGCUCUGUUGAAGAGCCCUACAGACAAAAUAUAUUGAAAAAAGGUUAUAGAGAAACUUCAUUCUUGUACGCAGUCUCGUCUGCAAGUCUCGUGCACACCUUUGCGCGGGGCUGUAGGAGUGGGCAAAUAGACAGAUGUACGUGCGAUGAAUCUAAGCAUUUGAAUAAUGUAGAAGCUUGGAAGUGGGGAGGAUGCGGUGAUAAUAUCAAAUUCGCUCUCAAAUUCACCAGACGAUUUCUCCGACGGGCAAAGACACGUGGCAAAGACGUAACCGCCAAAGUAAACCAGCACAACAGCCGUGUUGGAAUAAAGGUUGUGAAAGGUCAUGUAUCAACUAAAUGCAAAUGUCAUGGUGUAUCCGGAACCUGCACGGUCAAGACAUGCUGGCGCCAGUUAGCCCCCUUUCAUGAAAUAGGACAGAUUUUAAAGCGGAAGUACGAAAGAGCAUACAAGGUGGAUACUAAUACAAACAAUGCGAAUGGCAAGUUUGCUCUAUCCAUAAGGAGAGAGGAAUCCGCUUCAGAUCCAAAAAAUUCAACACCUAAAUCGGUAGACAUGGUUUUCAUAGAAAAUUCUCCCAGUUUCUGCAGCAAAAGCAGUUAUUCCACAGGAACGACGGGUCGUGAAUGCAAUAAGAAUAAUACUUGUCAUUCAUUAUGUUGUGGGCGUGGCUAUAACGUCAUGACGCGGAAGACGUAUGAACGAUGCCAGUGUCAAGUUGUUUGGUGCUGCAAGUUUAAUUGCAAUAGAUGUCUGACAGACCAGGAAGUUUAUACAUGCAAAUAAACAAAGAAUGAAAGUACAAUGGAAAAUAUCUUUCAAAAUCUGAAUAUCAUACAAAAUCAAACCUGUGAUAUAUUGCUAUAUGUGCUGUUGACUUCAUGUUUCGUGACAGAAUCUUCAAUCCAAAAAUAAGUUACCGAACGUUUUUAAUUUCUUAUUAUUACACGUGUACAUCAUUAUUUGUCAUGAUGUAUUACAGAUAUUAUGUUAUCGUUAUUUUUAUUGCUAGAAUUGUAACAAGUGAAUCUCAUUUAUUGUUAUGUACUUUAAUGGCUUUUAGAUCCGUGUACAUUAUGCUUUGUUUAGUUUUCUGUACAUUAUACAGUUUUUGACAUUCUGAGGUCACAGGGAUGUUUUAGCUUCCUCAAAAGUACAAUUAUUCACUGAGUCCGGAGGGAUCGGUAAAAUACAAAAAUACAAUAUUCACCGAGACCAAAGGGAUCGGUAAAAUACAAUUUUUCUCAGGUAGCUAAAGUAUCGUAGUGACGUCAAAAUGUCAUUGUUUUAUUAUAUGAUUGAAUAAAUCAAAACAUCGAAAUUGGCUAUGAAAGCCUAUGACUGGAUACCAGGUCGAUUACUUUGUAUACAGAUACAAUGUAAGACCUAGUUGUAUACAGAUACAAUGUAAGACCUAGUUGAAAGUGAUCAGAGACGCGAGUUUUUGUUUAGUAUAUUACUAAAUAAUUUAAAACAUGGAAACCGGCUACUAGAACAAAUUCAACGAUACCUGAUCGGCCCUCUUUAGAUCGGAUUCAAUGUUACUGUAAUUCAACAAAUGUUAUUCCAGUUCGUGAUAAAAGUCACCACCCUCUCAAGAUCUGCUCGAACUCAAGUGAGUAGAGACGCGAGUUGGUAUUGAAUGGCCAAAAAAAAAAUCAAUUGUGUCAAUUUGGAAAUUCUUAAUUUUGAUUCUGCUCCGAUGUUGGAGAAAUCAAAUAUUAUAUUCAACUCAACGGCACGUGCGGGUGAAUAUAGCGUUCAAUAUUAUAUCUGUCAUUCAGAAAGCUCGGUUUUAUUCGAUCAUAUAAUAAUAUGAUUUAUUCAGUUUUCUAUUAUACAUCAUAUUUGUGAAAGUAAAAAUCCUGACUUAAGAGAAUAUUAAAAGUAUAGAACUUGUAAUAAAUGCAGUAAAUCUACAUCUGAAUGGUUGAAAAUAAGAAAACCAGAAUAACAAAAGUUUAACAAUUAACAGGAUGUGUUGCUUAUUCUUUAUUCCAUUAAAACCAUUUUCUAUCUUUUAUUCUAUAUACUGGUUGCUUUCAGAGGUUUGCAUUUAAUUUGUUAUGUUUUAGAAAAAAAAUGAGUAGCAUCAACGAGGGAACUUGACAAAUGUUAUGAUCCCUGUAUUUGUUUGUAGAAGAUUAUAAAAUAUGGAGAGAAAUUAAUUUAGAAUCAUUUGAAGAUCACUGUUAUAGCUCUGAAGCAGUUGAAUCACUGGAUAUGAAUUCUGUCAAAAUACGUCACACCUAACGCUAUUUGAUUCAGUCGAAGUUGCUUGCAAGUUUGUAUAAAAACAGGUGCAUGCAUGCAGGCUAGUGCAUUCACACACUGUGCCUGUAGCAGUUGAUUGAUUUUAAUUAUGUAUUGGUUAUUGUGACGUAUUUCGUCAGCCUCUAAAUGUGGUGGAUUUUCAUUUCAAUUCAGAACGAUCACGGCGAUCCUGGAUUGAUUGUAUUAUAUUUUUCAUGUUUCUUGAUUAUAAAUUGUGAUAAUACUAUUUUAAUCUUUGUCAUUGUAUCAUAACAUGUAUCAUAUGAAAAAUGGACCAUUCUUGUUUUUUAACCCUCCCCCAACUAUUUCUUUGUGUAAAAUAUGAUAUACAUUUUGGAAAAGCUGCUAUGGACAAAGUACUUUUGUACAGAUCAUCAACUAAUAAAUAUGGUUUUACUGUUUUGAUAA
Ostrea edulis (European flat oyster) is the source of this 4126-nucleotide messenger RNA. Its product is annotated as protein Wnt-9a-like. Gene Ontology annotation, cellular component: extracellular region. Lineage: Eukaryota; Metazoa; Mollusca; Bivalvia; Ostreida; Ostreidae. The coding region runs from base 1130 to 2230 and encodes 366 amino acids. The record is from RefSeq and is a predicted model, not a curated record. The transcript is spliced from 4 exons. Gene Ontology annotation, biological process: canonical Wnt signaling pathway; multicellular organism development; cell fate commitment. Gene Ontology annotation, molecular function: cytokine activity; frizzled binding.